AUGGCCAAGAGCCUGCGCUCUAAGGUUAAACGGCACUUCCGACUCCUGCGGCGGGAUGUGGUGAAUGCACAUGACAACCAGCUGUCAAAGGAGGAGCAGCGUCAAGCAGCUAUGGAUGCAGCGGCGGCCGCACCGCCGGUGCCGACACGGAAGGCUCCCUCCCCUUCCGGUGAAGAAGGCGCUGAGGAGGUGGCCCAGGGCAUGGAUAUCGACUCCAGCAACCUCUCAACCCUCCCAGAGGUGACCCCGCAGAAUAGUGCCAAGAUCCUGAAGAAGCUGCGGGCCCAGCGGCUGGCUGCAACAAAGGGCGUGCAGGCGUCCAGCAAGAAGAAGAAGGCUACCGGCGCCCUGGUCGCGGCCACCCGGUCGAACAAGAGCAAGUCCAAGAAGCGCCGCUGA
Messenger RNA from Auxenochlorella protothecoides, 399 nucleotides. RefSeq lists its product as hypothetical. The record is from RefSeq and is a predicted model, not a curated record. The coding region runs from base 1 to 399 and encodes 132 amino acids. The transcript has 2 exons. Lineage: Eukaryota; Viridiplantae; Chlorophyta; Trebouxiophyceae; Chlorellales; Chlorellaceae.